CUCAAAACCCUUUUCCUUCACCCACCACCCACAACCGCCGUUUAACUCAAAAUGGCAUCGACCGAGCCCAACAGAGCCUUGACCGACACCCGUUUCUCAGACCUCAGCCCCCCACUUUCCGAUGAAGUCUUGACCGUCUUAUCUUCUUCUGGGUUCGAAUUCUGCACCCCGGUUCAAGCCGCCACUAUCCCCUUGCUAUGUAGCUACAAAGAUGUUGCUGUUGAUGCCGCCACUGGGUCCGGCAAAACAUUAGCUUUUGUUGUCCCUCUCGUUGAAAUCCUACGUCGUACUAAGACUGCCAAACCUCAUGAGGUAUUAGGGAUCAUCAUAUCUCCAACAAGAGAGUUAUCAUCACAAAUCUAUCAUGUUGCACAACCUUUCAUAUCAUCAUUGCCAGGUGUUAAACCAGUGCUCCUUGUCGGAGGAACAGAAGUUAAAGUAGACAUGAAGAAAAUAGAGGACGAGGGAGGUAAUUUGCUAAUAGGCACGCCCGGUAGACUACAUGACAUAAUGGAUCGUAUGGAUAUCUUGGAUUUUCGUAACCUUGAGAUUUUGAUACUGGAUGAGGCUGAUAGACUGCUCGAUAUGGGGUUCCAGAAGCAAAUUAAUUCUAUAAUAUCUCGUUUACCAAAGCUACGUAGAACUGGUCUUUUCUCAGCCACUCAAACCGAAGCUGUGGAAGAAUUAGCAAAAGCAGGAUUAAGGAACCCUGUAAGAGUUGAAGUUCGUACUGAAACUAAAUCAUUGGGCUGUUCUUCAUCAGAACAAACAACCUCAAAAACACCUUCAGGCCUCCAUAUUGAGUUUAUCAAAUGUGAAGCAGACAAGAAAUCAUCACAGCUUGUCGAUUUUUUCAUCAAGAACAAAUCUAAAAAGAUGAUUGUCUAUUUCAUGACUUGUGCUUGUGUGGAUUAUUGGGGAGUUGUACUUCCACGUCUUUCUGCGCUUAAGGGGUUGUCUUUAAUAUCUCUUCAUGGGAAGAUGAAGCAGUCAGCAAGGGAGAAAGCGUUAGCGUCCUUUACAUCUCUUCCGGGUGGCAUUCUUCUAUGCACUGAUGUGGCAGCACGUGGGCUUGACAUUCCAGGUGUUGAUUGCAUAGUGCAGUAUGAUCCUCCUCAAGAUCCUAAUGUUUUCAUUCAUAGAGUUGGCCGGACUGCUAGGUUGGGACGGCAAGGAAGUGCCAUUGUUUUUCUUUUACCUAAGGAGGAAGCAUACGUAGAAUUUUUGCGCAUUAAAAGGAUUCCUCUGGAAGAGAGUCAAUGCACUGAAGAGGCACUUGAUGUGGUUCCCCUUAUACGUGCGGCUGCAAAGAAAGAUCGUGAUGUUAUGGAGAAAGGGCUAAGAGCAUUCGUUUCUUACAUUCGUGCUUAUAAAGAGCAUCAUUGCAACUUCAUUCUUAGGUGGAAAGAUCUAGAGAUUGGAAAGUUAGGCAUGGGAUACGGGUUAUUGCAGUUACCUUCGAUGUCAGAGGUAAAGCAAAACUCACUUUCUACCGAAGGCUUUAUUGCCGCUGAAGACUUAAACCUGGAAGAGAUCAAGUUCAAGGAUAAAAACAGAGAGAAACAGAGAAAGAAAAAUUUGCAAGUGAAGAAGGAUACACCACAAGAACCGAAAACCCUUAAAGCUAAAGCAAAGAAAGUGCCCACUGUCUUAAAGAAGAGAACAGCCAAGCAGAGACGUGCUGUGCAGUCAGCCGAGGAUGACGAGGAACUUACUAGAGAUUACCGCCUUUUGAAAAAGCUGAAAAAAGGUGCGAUAAAUGAAAACGAAUUUGCCAAGUUAACUGGAACUGAAGAUCUUUGAGACUAUAUGGUUUGUUCUGCACUCUCUGGGAAAAACGAUUGCUCACAAGUGCACAACUGCAGUAACAGACAUAUACGAUACAGUUUUGAGCGGUUAUUGCAAGGAAACUUUGGCUGACAACACCAACCAUGAUGAGGCCCUGGCUUACAUAGAUGUUGAGUAAUUCUUGAAGUUAAGGCUUGAAGAAACAAUUGACCAGAGAGACAUUAUAUGUUGUUAUAGGUUGACAUUUUUUUUACGUUUAUUUGAGGUAUGAGUUAAUGCGAAAA
Erigeron canadensis is the source of this 2072-nucleotide messenger RNA. RefSeq names its product DEAD-box ATP-dependent RNA helicase 18. The transcript is spliced from 11 exons. Gene Ontology annotation, molecular function: ATP binding; nucleic acid binding. The coding region runs from base 52 to 1803 and encodes 583 amino acids. Gene Ontology annotation, cellular component: nucleolus. The record is from RefSeq and is a predicted model, not a curated record. NCBI's taxonomy places the organism in Eukaryota, Viridiplantae, Streptophyta, Magnoliopsida, Asterales, Asteraceae.